GCGCAGGCGCAGUGGCCUUGGCAUCCGGUAGGUCAGCUGGGUGGCACCCACCAGCAGCCACCCCGAGGUCCCAGGAGGGCGAUGCUUGAGGACCCAGACAGGUGAAUCCCAGAGCCCACCUCAGGGAGGUCCUGGCUUCAAUGUCAAGAAAACCAUGAUACAACGCAACUGGAGAUAAGAGGAAACUGGAGUCCACCUUAGGUCCUUCCGCACAGGAAUUUGUACAACCACAGGGAAAGCAAAUCAGGCCAGCUUGCAGCUAUCACGAAGGGAUCCCAUAUCCAGCCCGGGAUGAUAUUGUCCCUUGCCUCUCAAGGAGCAUGUCAUCUCUGUUCUUGAGGAGCACCAAAAGCCUGGUGAGAGAGCUGGGCAGGAAGGGUGAGCUGGUGCCGGUAGACAGCCUGAACAGUUCACAGCGCCUGCGCCCCUUCUGCCUGGUGAGGAAGAAGCACAAGCAUUCCCUCUGGCCUUGGGACACACCCCUCAUCCCCACAGACUUCUCCCUGCUGGAUGUGCUGGAGCCUGGCUGCCCUGACCCAGAGGUGAACCACAGCAAGCCCAUCUAUUCCUGGGAGAAGGAGGCAGAGGGAUUGACAGGAGCUGUGAGCGUGAGUGCUGGGCUGCAGAGCCAGGUGACUGGAAGCGGCACGACCACCUGCCUCUCUGCCUUGGCGGUGCAGACACUCUGGGUCUCCCCGUUUACCUGGGAGAUGCUUCUUGAGAAAAGGAAACUGAGGUCGCCUAGGCCCUCGUUCCUCCAGGAACUACAGAGCCGGAAGGAGAGGGAGAGCCUAUAUGUGGUGACCGAGGCUGUGGAGACCCUGCAAGAUACCAUACUUCAGAGCCACGACCAAAUGCGAGGAGCCGGACAGCUGUCCCUCCUACAGCUGGGCCAUGUUCAGGUCCAGGGACAGAGCCAUGUGGACACAGAGAAGAUGGUGAGCAUCCCACAGGGCAGUGUUCUGGCCUACAGGGUUCUGCAGCUAGUGGUGGAAGAAGAUGGCUGGGCUGUCCUUUACUUCCCUGAAAGAAAGCUCUGCAGGAAUGCCAGAGUAGCUAUAGCCUUCAGCCAGGAAUCAGGAGAAGAGUCUAACUUCUACAGCUUGCGGGACCAAGCAGAUAGCCAGUUGCAGGACCUGGUCACAUUAUCCUCAGAGCGACGGGCCACAUUGCUUGGUGCCCUCCAGGAGCUACUACGGGAUCAGCAGGCACUCCAGGAGCUAGAGGAUACGCUGGAACAGGCUCUGGACACAGGGCUGCUGGCACAGCUGGAGGGCCCUGGAGGCUGUGUCUUAUGCAUCCUCCAAGACUCUACAAGCAACUUGUCAUGCUCGAAAGGCAGGGCUAUCCUCUAUAUUCUUGGAGCCUUAGCAGCACUGAGUGAACCCCAGCAUUGCCUGCUGGCCCAGUCCAUAGAGAGACAAAUCCUAUCUGAGGAACUGGAGCUGGUGGCAAGCAUCUUGGAGCACAACUGUAAUCAGACGGAGGAAACAACCUCUCCCCUCCCAACAGGAGUACUCUGUGCCCUGAAGAGUGAGGAUGAGGUCCUCAUCCUAAACCUGGUGCAGGGCUGUGGGCUAGAGCUAGAGAAGUCUGGCUGCCAGCUCCCCUGGGACCCUACAGUGGUACCUCAGCUUUCUGCACUCUAUGCAUGCCUCACAGGGCUGCAGCUACUGACUGACCCAAGCCCUGGGCUUUCUAGGACAGUGCCUGAAGAGGAAACACUUAUCUGUCCCUAAGGUCUCAUCCAACCUGACUCCUGGCAGCCUGGGAUGUCACUAACCCUCUCUAGUGGUCACAGCUGAUGACAGGGUUUCACCAGGAAAGGCCCCACACUACACUUAAGACUGGUUCCAGACAUCGGAAACACCUAUUCAGAACAAGUAUCCUGAAUCAGGAUUCUGUCUGAGCAGUGCAGGCUGGCUGCAGAACAGUUUGGCUGUGUAUCUUAGGUAGCAUAGUCCCCUCUGUACUCAGGUAAAAUCAGCCAUUGUAAAAUGAGAUUUGUGGUCAUUCCCCAGGCACAAGAACUUUGUAAAAGUAUAUGUGACAUGCUUACAAGAGUGCUGUUAUUGUAUGGUGGCAAGGUGAGACCACAGGGAGAAGUAGCUCUUCAGGGUAACACAGGACAAGCUGUCCUGCCUUGCGUUUCCUGCAUUGGCCUCCUUCGUUCCAUCUGUCACAUGACAAAACAGAACAAGCUGCUCAGGUUCCAGCCCAUUGUACCAAUGACUAUACAAUGUCAGAGCAUGGGAUCGAGUCAGUUGAAUAAAUAAGACCAGGCUCUUCCCAGUCUUCCUUGUUAA
This is a messenger RNA of Rattus norvegicus (Norway rat), 2306 nucleotides long. NCBI's taxonomy places the organism in Eukaryota, Metazoa, Chordata, Mammalia, Rodentia, Muridae. The record is from RefSeq and is a predicted model, not a curated record.